Cryptosporidium ubiquitum is the source of this 753-nucleotide messenger RNA. RefSeq lists its product as uncharacterized. Gene Ontology annotation, molecular function: GTP binding. The coding region runs from base 1 to 753 and encodes 250 amino acids. The record is from RefSeq and is a predicted model, not a curated record. The transcript has 3 exons. NCBI's taxonomy places the organism in Eukaryota, Apicomplexa, Conoidasida, Eucoccidiorida, Cryptosporidiidae. Gene Ontology annotation, cellular component: Golgi apparatus. Gene Ontology annotation, biological process: protein localization to organelle; intracellular protein transport; Golgi to plasma membrane protein transport.
AUGUUUUGGGUCUUAUUAUUUUAUACAAUAAUUGGGGUGUUAGGAGUUUCUCUCCUCCAUUCUCUCAAGUUUGUUAAAUUUUCUAUUUAUUUUGCCAAUUAUAUUAUAAACAAUAUUGUAUUAAGCGUUGAGAAUACUAAGUCACGGAAUACUUACUCGCUGAUAAUUGGCCCCUCUGGAUCGGGUAAAACCACUCUAUUCUAUAAGGUUAAAGAAAAUAAAACCACAAAAACAACGACCUCAAUUACUCCUGGACUAACCAAAGUAAAUGAUAAUAGAUAUUUGGUUGACAUCCCUGGGAACAGGAGAGUUAUUCAUGAUUUUAUUCUAAAAUAUCUGAAUAAGUCGGUUUCAAUCAUUUUUGUGAUUGAUAGCAAUGAUAAGUCAUCUUUCAAAGAUGCUGCAGAGAUCUUAUUUUCAAUUAUAAGAGAAGUUAAAAAGAUUAAAACAUAUAAAAAUGAUGUUUCAGAAACUAAUAAACAAGUAUAUAAAGUGCUAAUAUUAUGCAACAAAUCGGAUCUAAUUUCUUCACGAAAUAUUUCAUAUAUUAAAGAUGAAUUGGAACGUAGCAUUAGAGAGCGAUUGUUUAGCAUUCAGUAUUACAACUUUGAUAAUGAUUUAUCCGACCUAAUUGAUCAUGAUAAACCAUUUAGUUUUGAAAAUUUACAUUUUAUAAAUUUUCAAUUUAUAAAGCUUAGCUUUAAACAUUCGUAUGACGAAUUCAAAUCUAAGAUAGAUUUAUUCCUCCAAUAA